AUGACAGAAGAGAUAGAAAACAUGAUCCGGGAGGGAGUCCUAGAGCCUGCUCCGCUCACCCCCAGCUACAUCUCACCCCUCUUCCUGCUGCGGAAGAGCAACGGAAAAGUAAGAACUAUUUUCAAUCUAAAAUCCCUCAACCAGUAUAUGAGAACCUCCCACUUCAGACUCUUCAAUCAUUGUCUCAUGCACAACUUUCUACAAACCGGAGACUGGUUAGCCAAAUUCGACUUGAGCCAAGCAUACUACCAUGUCCCUAUUCUAGCUCAACACAGAUGCUUCCUUCGGAUAAGCUAUCAAGGUCGGCUGAUGCAGAUGACAUGUCUUCCGUUCGGAAUAUCUGUAGCUCCGAAAAUAUUCGCGACCCUAUCAAAUUGGAUAGCGCACUUCCUGAGAUCGUGUGGCCUUCGCGUAGUAGUUUACCUAGACGAUUUCCUAGUAGCGAACCAGUCGAAGAAAUCCCUUCUAGAGCAGGUAUUGAUUGCCAAAUCGACCCUAAUAAAUUUGGGCUGGCAAAUAAAUUACCAGAAGUCCGCCAUGAUACCCACUCAGAUCAUCGAGUUCCUAGGCAUCACGUGGAACACGCGAUUCAACUCCCGGUCUCUGCCAGCAAAGAAAGUAAGCGCUCUGCGUCGCGACCUGCAGGCCUGUCUUGCUGCCGAGUCGCUCACGGUGAAGGAGACCCAACGUCUCCUGGGCCGUCUCAACUUCGCGAACUUCGUGGUCCACAGAGGAAGGCUACACUGUCGCAGUCUCCAGCAAUACCUCGGACAGCUACAGAAAGCCCCGUGUCACCUCCCUCCUCGUCUUCCGGCUGCAGUCCGGCAGGAUCUCCAAUGGUGGAUCGACAACGCAACUCAACAGACCCAUAUUCACGAGGAGCUGACGCGAAAACUUCUAACGCUGGCGGAUCGUCUACGGGUCAACCUGGCCCCUUACUACCUACCAGGUCGGUUCAACACCGAGGCCGACGGACUGUCAAGGGGACACUUCGUACCCGAAUGGCACCUGCGCCCGGAAGCCACGGAGAAAAUAUUCGCGCGCUGGGGUACCCCGUCCAUCGACCUCUUCGCCUCCGAGAGCGCUCACGUCGUGCCACGGUAUGUCUCUAUCGAUUCGCUCGACUCGAACGCCUGCUAUCACGACGCAUUCAGCAACUACUGGCACUACGACCUGGCGUGGAUAUUUCCUCCUCCCAGCCUCCUGCCUCGCGUUCUACAUCACCUCAACACCGCGUCGGGCCUGUUCAUCGUGAUAACACCCAAGUGGAACAGACCUUUCUGGAGACCGGACCUGAAGAAGAGAGCUGUCAAGCGACCGUUGAAAGUCCACAAUCUUCGGACGGUCCUAAUAGACACAACGACGAACCGCCCUCCCCCACAAGUCAACGACUUAAGCAUCGAGGCCUGGCUCCUUUCGGGUGGGAUGCUGUGA
Cydia amplana is the source of this 1434-nucleotide messenger RNA. RefSeq lists its product as uncharacterized. NCBI's taxonomy places the organism in Eukaryota, Metazoa, Arthropoda, Insecta, Lepidoptera, Tortricidae. The record is from RefSeq and is a predicted model, not a curated record. The coding region runs from base 1 to 1434 and encodes 477 amino acids. The transcript has 2 exons.